Molecule: messenger RNA, 7614 nt
Organism: Kwoniella botswanensis
Lineage: Eukaryota; Fungi; Basidiomycota; Tremellomycetes; Tremellales; Cryptococcaceae
Exons: 15
Coding region: 1-7614 (2537 amino acids)
Biological process (GO): fermentation
Cellular component (GO): membrane
Source: RefSeq, a predicted model, not a curated record
AUGACCAUGCCGACACCUCUCGAAUGGGAUGCUCAACGAGAUUGGGGAAUGGACGUAACAUUGGACACCCCUUCAAUUAGUUUACUCCGAGAUCAUGUCACGCUUAUAUCUGAUCUCUCAAGGGACUGGAGUUCAGGUGCUACCGGGGGAGACUACCAUCAUUUUGUUCCUAAUCAUUAUAACUUCCGAGUAUCUCUCAUCAACUACGACCUUCAUUUGUAUAUAAACGAUUACAAUAUCGUCGAUGCACCUUGGUCACGAGAUUCAAACGCCGUAGCUUCAACCCAAUAUCGGCCCGAAUCAUCGACCGUACCAUUUAGUGUCAGUCUGUCUGAUGCAAGAGUCGAAUUAUGUGUACCUAAGUGGGAUACACACCGAGCGUUCGGACCAGACGUCACUGAAAUCGGUAAGAUCGGUGAUCUCACGGCUAAAGGAUCUUACUUGUAUUACUCGAUACCAAAGCCUGAUCAUCAAGAAACACUCGACCUACAUCUCGAGGGUAAACAUGUAGUUUUCAAAGCUUUUGGUUGGGUCCUGCGAAGAUUAUUCUGCGUCAAGGAUAAUUAUUUCGGUACUUUCACUCAAUUUCGAACGAUGCAAGAAUACCUGGAGAAGUUUGAUCAUGAUCCGGACUCCGUGGGAGACCCUAUAGAAGAGAAAUAUAGACCAGGCAGAUCCGAUCCAUUUGCCGUCUUCGUCACGAUGAACGUGGAAGAAUCCCUCGUCUUGAUGUCAGAUGAGAUAUACAAUUGCCGAAAAGGACUGGUCAUACCGGUGCCCCAGCUACAAAUGAAUCUAAAAUCAGUCGAGCAUUUCAUGGAGUUAUCUCUCGAUGCACCUCCUACUUAUGUUACGGCAUCUCCCGACCUCGAUGGUGUAUUCGCGAUAGGUGGAUGUCCAUCCAUCACUGAGACAGAUAUCAUCUUCAUCGAGGGUAUUGAAGUGAAGGCCAAUAGACUGUUCGGUCCACAGCCGCAAGCGACCACCUACCUUUGUCUGUGGGAAAUCGUCAUUCCUAAAGUAUCAGCAUUCGUCAGUCCUGAACUCGUCUCAAUCCUACAAGCCGCUGGGAGAAGUGUGGGAUAUACAUUCUCUGAUCCUGAAAAUGGUCCCUCUGAGAUUUAUGUGCCGAAAUCUGCUCCUGAUGCGGGAGACAACGCCAUCUCUGUCGAAAUGCCAAGCGGACUUUCUCUGGAUACAAGCACAAUGGGAACUCGAUCUUAUAGCUCCAUGAUGGGUGUUUCACUGCCUUCCCUCAUUGUCAAUGUACUGGAGAAAGUACCUAAAACCACUUGGCAAUCAGUUGGCUCCGCUAGAGCUGGUGCGGCGAUAGAUAUAUUCAAAGCUCCAUCAGGAUGGAGAGAAGCUGUUGCCCGACAACAAGACUUUAUCAGGAAAGAGGAUGAGGAGACAAGUAGGAUUUGGUACAUGUAUGAGGAGUCAAAGCCUUCUGUACAACUUCAUGUCAACGGUCUUUACCUGCCGCAACCGAUGCGGCAGUUCCCAGAAGAUGAUGAAUCAGUAAAUGAAGAAUCAGAGCGGUCUACUAUAGGCUCUGAUCACGACGAGAUUGCCUCUUCCUCGGCUAGCUCGACUGGAAACGACGUCGGAUACCACGAUUUUGACCAAUUAAGGCUUCGGAAUAGAAGAUCGAGAUCGUUCGCGACUGCAAGGGAAACGCCAGGCAACUCGACCGUAGGCGAGGAGUCUGAUACUGAUUCAAGCGCUAUCUCGAUCGUUGGAUCGAUCUCAUCGAAUACCGCUAAGGCAUAUGGUGAUAUCGCCUCGGCAAUGGAUGCAAAGCUUAGGAGCUUCCACACAAUUUAUUUAAACAAAGAAUCCUUCGUGAAUGUCUAUGAGUCUCAUAGUCUUAUUGAUGAUUCUCCAUCUACUGUCCGGUCGAUCGAUGAUGGUACAAUCAUCCGUAUCAAGAGUAAAGCCAUCAGCUUAGACUUGACACCCACGUCUAUCCCAGCCAUCUCGACCAUCCUUACCGGUCUAUCAACUAAAGAUGAAGGGUUCGAAAAACGGCUCGACGCACUACUGGCGGAACAGCUAUCGGCGAUAGAAGAAGAGUCAAAAGUCACUGUCCCAACAGUUUUAGAUCUACGGUUACCCUCAGUCGGGCUCAACUUGUCGACAGGAGGCAAACGACAAAUCUCUCUCGCAACUCAGCUACAAGGUAUUAGCUGUCACUUGUCUCACUAUGCGCCUCGGAACAAGCAAGCUACUUUUGAUAUCUCGGCAAAAGUCUCUAUCAUUACCCUUGCCGCUCUAGCUUCAACAUCACCGAUCUCAGACAUCUCCCUGCGUGAUGUCUCCGAUCUCGACGAUGAACCAUUCGGUGGUCUCCCCGUUCUCAAGGCAGCAAUGCAAGGUCUCGAGAUCGCUGCUCACCAUAGUCAGGGUGUGCGGAUGCAUACCAAAGUAUCGCACGCGACCAUCGACACGGUCACUCCUGCUUUUGAGACCAUCUUCAGCUUGAUUCAGCCUUGGCAAGAAUCGAUCAGGCAGAUUCAGAUGUCAAAGCCCUCAGCAGCUUCCGAUGCCCAUGUUCUGUAUACGAUUCUACAAAAAGUUAUAGAACAUGGAUAUGACGCUUACCUACCAGCCUUUGCUUACGAACGAGCGUAUGGUCUCCAUGUGCAAGAUUUCAGGAAUGUCAGGACUCAAACUGGAUGGUGGUUAUUAGCUCGAUUCCGUGAUUGGUAUAGACGAAUUCCUGCACAGCAACCAGUGGAGCCAGAGUUGCCCUUGGAUCAGAUGGCAGAAUACACCAUCAACCAGUUAUGCAGAGUGGAAGAUACGGUUCACGGAGCUGAAAAUGUUAUUCGAGACCAACAUUUCAUCCAGCGAGUUUUCGGUAAUACUAUACGUGAAUCGACGAAUAGGAAGCAGAAAGAAAAGGCGAUGGAUUUGUUCUUAUAUUCCGAAAAUCUUAAGAUCAGCCAUCAUGGACAUUCUCUUGGAUCGAAGAAGAUAUCUUCUAGUAGUAUCGUCAUCGAUAAAGCUUCUUUUGGCGGAUCCAAAGCUACAGGAAGAACGGACGAUCGACCAGUCACUCAAAUCCAGCUGGUCGUGGCUGUCAAAGAAGUGCGAACAGAAAUUCAAGAUAGUAUACUAGGCUCAGUCCGAGCUGCAUUAGAGCAGAUGCCUGAGAUGGCAGUCAAAACAGAACACUCAAAUCUGAAAUCAACAGAUUCAAACCUCGUCAUCGUUGCUGAUGGACAUAUUGGAACGAUCAACCUCGAUGUCCAAGGCGGUGGGUUAAGGUUACAUUUCGGUGCAAACGAUUUGCAUCUCACUAGGCUGGCUCGUCAGAGCGUUCGACCAAAUCAUGAUUCGCCUCAUCGAUCCUCUAAAGAGACCGUCAAUGCCACUUGCGCUUCUAUUGAGCUUUCGGUGUUGCAGAUGGAAGAAACCCAGAAGCAAGCCGACCGCUCAUCAGAUCGAAUCAUCGUUGGCCUGAAAUCUGAUGGACUGUCUACAUUAUACGACAAUUACCAUUCCACCUCUCGUAAAUCACCUUCUCCAGGCACAAAGAUAGCUGUGGGAUUGAAACUGUUGGAUUUCGACUCGAGACCUCAGCUACGAGCUUUCUAUGCGUUCGUGCAGGCGUGGAAGGAUAAAGAAUUGCCCAUCAAUGAGAUCCGGUCGAUAGUCUCCGCCAAAAUACCAAGUCGGCCUGAAUCAGGCAGGCCAUCCUCUCCUCUGCACCUGGCUGCUGUCGAUGUCGCGAUCGAAGCGUUACAUAUGCAAGUACGAGCAGCCAAGGCUUUGUGGCUCAGAUGGGAUAUAGGCAAAAUAUACGCCUCGCGUCAAGACGUCAAUGACAACGUCCGAUUCGCAAUACGAGUUGCCCCUCAGGUAGUUGGAGCCUACGCUUCGAUACGUAAGCACAAGUCCACUGAUUCCUCAGCACUUCGACUUCCCUCUAUCACUAUCAUUGGUGAUACAAAGUCAACCGAUGGUCGUGCGCAUGUAUCAGCCAAUAUCGAAUUAGGGUUUUUCACUGGGGUCCUGAAACCAGUUAUUCUCGACCGACUAUUAUCUCUUCAUCAACAAUUGGCUGCGGACAUCACUCAAUUCGUCAAUGAUUGGCAUAACGACGUCACCAGAGCAAUCAACAAGCGCCAUACAAAGGGCAUCUCUAUGGCUUCUAUCGACACUGCGUCAUCGGUACACGCAGACUCGCCAGGCUUGCUGUUUGAUAUACAUAUCGGCGUGGCUGGUUUGCGACUUGGACUUCGUGCUGAUGAUGUCGCUACGACGUUACUUUUCGAGGCAUUAGCAGUGAAAGGUAGAGCGACCAAUCUCCUCACAAAAGAAAAUGCACUUCAUUGGCGAGCGAAGAUUGAUCAUUUCGGAUUAUCCCUUGGUCAUCUUGGUUCUCAAGCUCUCUCCAACGAUACCGAACCUGUAAGAACCCAUCGCACAGCGUAUAUGAUCUUAGAUGCAGAAGUGCAGGAAGUACCGCCAACCCCCCAAUCCACCUCAAGACUGAACAUCAACCUCAGCCGUGUUCACACUGUCAUGCAUCCGGAAGCUCUCAGUGAAUUGACUGAUCUCUUGAAAAGUUGGACGUCGGAUCUGCACAUAUUGCGUGAUCAUCGUUCGGCCGAGGUAGCGGAAGUCAAGGUACAUACCAGCAGGGUACUUAAACGCUUGGAAUCAGCAGAGAAGGUGGAGCAUUCAGAGAAAUCUUGGUUUGCCAACAGACUUGUAUUUGUUGAAGUUUCCGGUAUUGGAAUUGCCAUACCCUUGGUGGAAGGUGCAGCUAUCGGUGACACGAUUCAUAGCGACCUACCCGCAUUACUGUACUCGAUCAGAGUGAUCAGUUUCCAAAAUAGGCGAAAUGAAACAGCUAGAUUCAAGGUGCAAAAUAUGGUUCUACAGUUCAUCAGGAACUCUCCCGAGCAUUUCACUGGCGAUUUCCAUGAGUCAGUCAACCGUAUGACUCUCCCCUCUAUCGAUAUGGAAGCUCAGAUGUCUUCCACUCCCGACAUCUGGCAGCUGUCCGCUCAUUGCUCCGCGACCGAUUUCAAGCUUUCUUUGUCCCCCGAAGUCGCAGAUGGUAUAUUCAAACUUAUCGACCUGUUCCACAAUGGUAAAGAACGAAUCACCAAGCUUGAGGCGCACUAUAAAUCCGAAAUGGCUAAACACCCUUACGAGUCGGUCUCUGCAAAAUACGAUGAUCCCUCUUCUCCAGCCGUAGUUCGUCCAUCUCAGCGGAUACUUGUCAGGAUGUCAUAUACCUUCAACAGUGGCAUUGUCGAGCUUCAUCGAGGCCUAUCGGAAAGCGAACGAAAGACCUUGAAUGCGGAUAUGAAGAAGAGUAGACAAUGGCAUGAUACCGUUGUACUGCCUACGGUAUCGCUGUGGAUGAACUAUUCUGGACCUAAAGCGAUGAAUCCAGCAUCAGAUGAUAAUGGGGAUAAUGAUGCUUCACUUCUGUUCAACGCCAGCCGCAACCUUCUUCGACCUACGAUACUACCCUUCUUUGUACAAGUCAUUAAUCGUAUGGAAGGUCGUGCCAAGCAUAAAGUAGCCGCUUCUACUGCCACUACUCAACCACAACCAGAACCCAUACCAGCAUCGAUCAGCGAACAAUCCGUUCAUACUGUGUCCCGAACUCCCAUGGAGAAGAUCAGAUUACGAUUCACCUUACGAAUCGAUAAAUCAAGACUUCGCUUAUCGUGUGCUCCCGACUCUAACGCUUAUGUGGAUCUCAAAUGGGAGAGUGGUGGUUUCCUGGCCAGCACGACCAUCGGUGGAAAUGACGUGACAACUGUUGCCGGUACUAUCUCCGGUGUCACCGCUUACUUGCGUCAUGAAUUCGCAGAAGAAGGUAGAAGUUGUAUCGAGGCUGGCGCUAAAGACAUGGCAUUCACAAUUGCCCAUCGACCCGAUGAUGGUAACGGACAUCAAAAAGGCCUAUCUAUCGUACUGGAUACUCAACUGUCCGGUCAAUUCAGAUUGGAACAGUUUAGCGCUUGGUUGACAUUCGCUGCUGUAUGGAUCGAUUCCGCUCCUCCCCUUGAUUUACCUCCAAAGUCAUCCAUUGUAGAGGCAGCUACCAGCUCGGCGCCAGCUUUAGCACCCAUUCCAAGUCAGCAAAAGCUGGCUAUAGUAGCUCUGAUUAGAUUCAGAAGUAUCGACCUCGAUGCGAAUGUCGGUGUGACCAAUGCGAAGUUGGAAUUCACGCCUAUCGUCCUUCGAACUAUAUCCAAUGGGGAAUUUACCGAGGUGGACCUAGAUAUCGGAGUCACUCAGCUGACAGCGAAAGGUGAUAUUUCUGGAGAAUUGAGGAGUGAACAUCUGAAUUUCCAUACUUCCCGACGAUCCUCUCGAUCGGCUACGCAAGCUGUUCCAACGGUGUUGAGUAUGGCUAUAGAUGCGGGCGAUUUGACUGGUAGUUUGCUGUUGCAAGAGCUAAAGGUUAUCAUUUUCCAUCUGGAACCGGCGACUGUUAAAUUAGCAGACGAUUGGAAAGCCUUCAAUGACGAUCAGAACUCUCAAGUGAAUCUGUCCUUUACCGUUCAAACAGGAGUCUUCCGCGCUAUAGCACGAUUACUUGCCAUCCCCUCUCUACUCAACAAAGUGUACUCUAUCACUAAUACAUUCGAUUCUCAAGAAAGGGUGGCGUCUCAAAGGUCGAACAUAUACAAAUCUACCAAACUUCGUAAAUCCACCGAACCUUCACCUAUGGCAGCGGCUAUACUCCAUACCGCUCGUAAAGCGGGUCAAUCGAUGAACACCUCAGGUAGCGUGCGAACCUCUCAGACUAUGAAAUUCGAUUUGGGUGGAAUUGAAUUAGGUAUAUUCAAUGCACCUGUCACGGACGAGCACAGAGGCGAUUUCUAUAGAUUCAUGAUUGGUAAAUGUGAGACGGACUUGAAGAGACGAUUGUCCAAAGAAGGGUUACCGAAGAGAGAUCUCAGCGUGCUAGUAUCUUUUGUCAGUUGGGAUACCAGUGAUGGACCGAGGGCAGCGAAAGAUGCAGCUGGAUCGAGGGUCGUGAAGGAAAUGAUCGAAUCAGCUUCGAAACAUGGCAAAAGGGAGAUAGCUUGGUUACCUCUGAUGACCAUGACGAUGCACUCGAUUGAAGAACCUCGUCCGCCCGUUAUCGUAUACGAUUUCGACCUAAUAUGGGGAGAAGGUGAUGGAGAUGUUGCAAUCUUACCGUACUUCUUUGAACAGGCUUACAAGACCUUCGAUGCUUUCACCAAAGGAUUGGAGCGAGAACAGAUCACUAAAGCCAAACGUAGAGGAGAAGAUAUGCCAGUCAGGCGAAACACCUCUACAGUCAAUUUCGAGAUCAAACAUAAUUCCAACAACGGUGCAGACAAGGUCAAAGAAGAAGAGGAUGACGAUGGUGGUAAUGAGCAAUUGACCUUCAGAACGAGACUGGCAGGAACAAGACCUUUGCCCGUACCGAGAUUGAGAUUGUUAGGUGAAGGUACGAGACAGGCGAUGGUGAUCAUACCUAGAAUCAACGAGUUUUCAGAACAGUUGCCUAUCAUGGUACAUAAAGGGAUCACGUCGCCUUUGGAGGAUGGUAUGGAUUUAUUACUCAAAUUAUACGAAAAACAACUACCUGAUCGAGCGACCUAG